AUGUUGGCUGCCAGAAUUGCUCCUUGUUGGAGAUCUAUUUUACUUUGUUCCUCUAAAGUUUCAAUCCGUUCUUUUUCCACCACAAAGGAUCAGAUCCUCAUUUCUAAACAUGUCAAGGAUAUCGAUCCAGAAAUGAAUACCAUCCUCACUGCUGAACGUAACAGACAAAAGCAUUCAAUUACAUUGAUUCCAUCUGAAAAUUUUACUUCCAAAUCAGUGAUGGAUUUAUUAGGAUCCGAAAUGCAAAAUAAAUACUCCGAAGGGUACCCAGGUGAACGUUACUACGGUGGUAAUCAAUUCAUUGACCAAGCUGAAUCAUUAUGUCAGAAGCGUGCAUUGGAAGUCUAUGGAUUAGACCCGGCCAAAUGGGGAGUUAACGUCCAAGCUUUGAGUGGGGCACCUGCCAAUUUAUACACUUAUUCGGCCCUCCUGAAUGUCGGUGAUAGAUUAAUGGGGUUGGAUUUACCUCACGGGGGACACUUAUCUCACGGUUAUCAAUUGCCAUCGGGGACAAAGAUUUCUUAUGUUUCCAAAUAUUUCCAAACCAUGCCAUAUAGAGUCGAUGUGGAGACUGGAUUAAUUGAUUACAAUGAAUUGAGCUUGACAUCCAAAUUGUUUAGACCUAAGAUCAUCGUUGCUGGUACUUCUGCAUAUGCGAGAUUAUUGGAUUACAAGAAGUUUAAGGAAAUUUCCGAUUCCUGUGGGGCUUAUUUGAUGAGUGAUAUGGCUCAUAUUUCUGGGUUGGUUGCUGCUGGUGUGGUUCCAUCUCCAUUUGAAUAUUCUGAUAUUGUUACUACUACUACACAUAAAUCGUUAAGAGGACCUCGUGGUGCUAUGAUCUUUUUCAGAAAGGGUGUUAAGAAGGUUAAUAAGCAAGGGAAGGAAAUUAUGUACGAUUUGGAAAAGAAGAUUAACUUCUCAGUGUUCCCUGGCCAUCAAGGUGGUCCACAUAAUCAUACCAUUUCUGCUCUAGCUGUCGCACUAAAGCAAGCAAUGACCCCUGAAUUCAAACAAUAUCAACAAAACAUUGUCAGUAACUCUAAAGUCUUGGGAGAUGAAUUGAUCAAACGUGGAUUUAAUUUGGUCUCCGGUGGUACUGACACACAUUUAAUCUUGAUUGAUCUAUCUAGUUUGGGUAUUGAUGGUGCUCGUCUAGAAGCAAUUUUAGAAAAAAUUAAUAUUGCUGCUAACAAGAAUACCAUUCCAGGUGAUAAAUCGGCCUUGUAUCCAUCUGGUUUAAGAAUUGGUACCCCAGCUAUGACCACUAGAGGAUUUGGUCCUGCUGAGUUUACUAAAGUGGCACAAUAUAUUGAUACCGCUGUUAAACUUGCCAUCGGAUUAAAAUCACAAGAAUCUCAAGAAAAUAAAGACCACAAAUCUCAUUUGAAAAACUUCAAAGAGUUAUGUGAACAAGACGAACAAGUUCAAAAGUUGAGCGCAGAAGUCUCUGAAUGGGUUGGCCAAUUCCCAGUUCCAGGUGAAUUAUAA
Messenger RNA from Naumovozyma castellii, 1488 nucleotides. RefSeq names its product glycine hydroxymethyltransferase SHM1 (gene SHM1). NCBI's taxonomy places the organism in Eukaryota, Fungi, Ascomycota, Saccharomycetes, Saccharomycetales, Saccharomycetaceae. Bases 1 to 1488 code for a protein of 495 amino acids. The record is from RefSeq and is a predicted model, not a curated record. The transcript has a single exon.